CUGGUGCUAUGAGAGCAUCGGGCUGCCUGCGAGAUGGGUCCGGCCAGAACAACAACGCAUCGAAUGCCAACAAUAAUAAUUCGACCGCGACGACGGCACUGCUGUACGGAAACACAGCGGCGGCGGCGGCGGCAGCUCAGGCGGCGGCAGCGGCAGGCAACGCGCUGCAGGACGAGGCCGGCGUAGCGUUAGUAGGUGUUCAUAGCGAGUACCCGCGCUUCAUGGAGGAGCGCGGCCUCGGCGGCGGCGCCCUCAAGGGCCCCGGCACAGCGCCCUCGAGCGCCGGCAGCAGGCACAAGCCCAACGUCGGCUAUCGCCUCGGCCGAAGGAAAGCCCUCUUCGAGAAGAGGAAGAGGAUCAGCGACUACGCCCUCGUCAUGGGCAUGUUCGGCAUCAUCGUCAUGGUCAUCGAGAACGAGCUGUCCAGCGCGGGGGUAUACAAUAAGGCUUCAUUCUAUUCGAUGGCUCUGAAAACUUUGAUCUCCGUUUCAACUGUGAUAUUACUUGGAUUAAUUGUAGCAUACCACGCUUUAGAAGUUCAGUUGUUCAUGAUCGACAACUGUGCAGACGACUGGCGAAUAGCGAUGACCUGGCAAAGAAUUUCCCAAAUAUCCAUCGAAUUGUGCAUUUGUGCAGUUCAUCCUAUACCAGGACAAUACUAUUUUCAUUGGACGACCAAAUUGGCGAACAAGGGCGGAAUUAUUGGCACCGAAUUGGUGCCUUAUGACGUCACACUAUCUCUACCCAUGUUUUUGCGACUCUAUCUUAUAUGCAGGGUGAUGCUGCUCCACAGCAAAUUAUUCACAGAUGCUUCUAGUAGGAGCAUUGGUGCCCUAAAUAGGAUAAAUUUUAAUACUAGAUUUGUAUUAAAAACGCUCAUGACGAUCUGUCCAGGAACUGUUCUUCUAGUGUUCAUGGUUUCUUUGUGGAUAAUUGCGAGUUGGACGUUGAGGCAGUGCGAAAGAUUCCAUGAUGAAGAGCAUGCAAAUUUGUUGAAUUCGAUGUGGCUAACGGCCAUCACUUUCCUUUGCGUCGGAUAUGGCGACAUUGUGCCCAACACGUACUGCGGAAGGGGCAUCACGCUUACGUGCGGCAUGGUGGGUGCAGGGUGCACAGCCCUUCUGGUGGCCGUCGUCUCUAGAAAGUUGGAGCUGACACGUGCCGAGAAGCACGUGCACAACUUCAUGAUGGACACUCAGCUCACGAAAAGGUUAAAAAAUGCAGCAGCCAACGUCCUUCGAGAGACCUGGCUAAUCUACAAACAUACAAGGCUUGUGAAAAGGGUAAACCCUGGAAGGGUUAGGACCCAUCAGAGGAAGUUUUUAUUGGCCAUAUACGCAUUAAGAAAAGUGAAAAUGGACCAAAGAAAACUCAUGGACAACGCCAAUACGAUAACAGACAUGGCAAAAACCCAAAACACUGUCUACGAAAUCGUAUCGGAUAUGUCUGGACGACAGGACGCGGUGGAGGAACGACUGUCGAACUUGGAGGACAAAUUGGCAGCACUACAGGAGCAGCUAGACGCCCUCCCAGAGGUCCUAGCCCGUUGCCUGGCGCAGCACGCAGAAAGGUCGGAGCAGCGCCGGAACUUCCUCCACCCGGACACGGCCUCCGUGGGCGUCAGCGGCGGAGGAGUCGCCAUCAUGGCGGCGCCUCCGACGCCCCUGACUCCUCUGCAACCGCCGUUGCAACCGAUUCAGCACCCGCUGUCUGCUGCUGCUUCCAGCAUGAGCGGAGGAGCUGGGCCGCAGAUGCAGCAGCAUAUGCCGCUGCUUAUGCCGCAUUCCAGGAGCGCGACCAUUGGCGGCGCGGGCAGUGGCGGCGCCCCCGGAGUCUCAACAUUUUCGCCUUGGCCCACAUCUCCGGUCCUGCCUCCGGUGUCUAGCCGGACUCCGAGACUUGUUCCGGAUCCCAUAAGGCCCGGACAAAACAGUUGAGAGGAAACUGAACCCGAAGAAAACUUCGACGACGGAGUGGUUGUUGUUUGCGGCUCCAAAUCCAGCCACUGGUAAAGGUAAUGGUAAAGGAGUCAUGGGAGGUGAAGGUGGGAUAAAAGAAUUUUUUUGGAGUUUGUUGAAAGUUACUAGACCAAUGCAUGUUUAG
Ctenocephalides felis (cat flea) is the source of this 2103-nucleotide messenger RNA. RefSeq names its product small conductance calcium-activated potassium channel protein (gene SK). The transcript is spliced from 12 exons. Gene Ontology annotation, biological process: potassium ion transmembrane transport. NCBI's taxonomy places the organism in Eukaryota, Metazoa, Arthropoda, Insecta, Siphonaptera, Pulicidae. Gene Ontology annotation, molecular function: calmodulin binding; small conductance calcium-activated potassium channel activity. The record is from RefSeq and is a predicted model, not a curated record. Gene Ontology annotation, cellular component: plasma membrane; neuronal cell body; neuron projection. The coding region runs from base 9 to 1937 and encodes 642 amino acids.